Messenger RNA from Staurois parvus, 639 nucleotides. The record is from the annotation of a GenBank genome assembly. Lineage: Eukaryota; Metazoa; Chordata; Amphibia; Anura; Ranidae.
GCACUCCGGGCAGAGGCACAUCGGGCAGGACUCCGGGCAGAGGCACAUCGGGCAGGACUCCGGGCAGAGGCACAUCGGGCAGGACUCCGGGCAGAGGCACAUCGGGCAGGACUCCGGGCAGAGGCACAUCGGAUUACCAGGCGAAGCAGCAGGCAGUGGGCCACCAGGCGGAGCGGCAGGCACCGGGCCCCCGGGCGGGGCGACAGGCACCGGGCCCCCCCCCCCCCGCGGCGGGGACAGGCACCGGGCCCCCGGGCGGGGCGACAGGCACCGGGCCCCCAGGGCGGGGCGACAGGCACCGGGCCCCCAGGCGGGGCGACCGGCACGCAUCGGGCCCCCAGGCGGGGCGACAGGCAUCGGGCCCCCAGGCGGGGCGGCGGGUGCCGGACCCCCAGGCGGAGCGACAGGUCUCGGGCCUUCAGGCGGAGCGGCGGGUGCCGGACCCCCAGGUGGAGCGACAGGUCUCGGGCCCUCAGGCGGAGCGACAGGUCUCGGGCCCCCAGGCGGAGCGGCGGGCGCCGGACCCCCAGAUGGAGCGACAGGUCUCGGGCCCUCAGGCGGAGCGGCGGGCGCCGGACCCCCAGGUGGAGCGACAGGUCUCGGGCCCUCAGGCGGAGCGGCGGGCGCCGAGUCACCAGG